AUGGCCAGCAACAAUGACUCUAUUUGGGUGUACAACCCCUCCUUUCCUCUGGCGGUCGUCGGAUGCGUCAUCUACAGUCUCUUAUUCGUCGCCACCACUUACACCACCUGGGUCAAGCACCGCGCCUGGUUCUUCUCUGCCGUCGUCGUCGGCGCCGCGGUGGAAGUGGCGGGCUACGCCUGCCGCGUCUACUCGGCCAAGAACCAAGCGGUCCUCGACCAAAUUUCUCUCCAGAUCCCGUACAUAUUGACGCUCACCUUGACCGUCCUCGCCCCCGUCUUCAUCGCCGCCGGCAACUACCAGCUCAUCAGCCGCCUCAUCCUGUGCGUCCUCGCGCCGGCGCGCCACCGCAUCCUCGGCAUCCCCGGCCGGCUGCUCACGCCCAUCUUCGUCAGCUUGGACAUUGCCUCGUUUGUCGUGCAGGGCAACGGGUCGGCCGUGGCCAGCGCGGGCAGCUGGACAGGGCCCCGGGAGAAGAUUGGGCGGUACAUGCUGAUUGGCGGCUUGCUGCUGCAGCUGCUCGCCUUUGGGCUGUUUCUCGCCGUGCUCGGUCGCUUCCACUUCUUGGCGCGCCGGCUUGCGGUGCCCGACGCGCCGGCCGGCUGGCGCAAGGUCGUCUGUGCCGUCUACAUUUCGAGUAUUGCUAUCAUGAUUCGCUGCGUCUAUCGCGUCUGUGAGUUUACGGAGGGGAUGCAGGGCUACGCUUUCCGCAACGAGUGGCUGUUUUGGGUGUUUGAGGCGUUGCCAAUGGCCGUGGCCAUCGGAGCCUUUUGCGUUUGGCACCCGUCGCAACAUCUGCCACGCAGCGCGCUGCUCUCCAAAAAGGCCGGAGCAAGGAAACAACUCGGCACCGAAAUGGCGACAAGCACGUCCACCUCACACGAGCGCAUGGUGUAA
Cordyceps militaris CM01 is the source of this 897-nucleotide messenger RNA. Its product is annotated as RTA1 domain protein. Lineage: Eukaryota; Fungi; Ascomycota; Sordariomycetes; Hypocreales; Cordycipitaceae. Bases 1 to 897 code for a protein of 298 amino acids. The transcript has 3 exons. The record is from RefSeq and is a predicted model, not a curated record. Gene Ontology annotation, cellular component: membrane.